Molecule: messenger RNA, 879 nt
Organism: Spodoptera littoralis (African cotton leafworm)
Lineage: Eukaryota; Metazoa; Arthropoda; Insecta; Lepidoptera; Noctuidae
Source: the annotation of a GenBank genome assembly
AUGUCCAUUAGUUUAUUAAGAACAAUACGUAGAACGGUAGUGAUUUGUAGUUUUCCUAAAAUCAUGGCUUCGCGACAGUCUAGUGAUAUGCCAAAGUUCAGGGAAGCAUUAAGAUCGGCUAAAGAGAUUGUUGUCUUAUCGGGAGCCGGUAUUAGUGCAGAAUCUGGAAUACCAACGUUUCGCGGCGCUGGUGGAUUGUGGAGAACAUACGAAGCGGCGUCUCUUGCUACUCCUGGAGCAUUUCGGAGUAAUCCCAGCUUAGUUUGGGAAUUCUAUCAUUAUAGGAGAGAAGUAGCAGCUAAGGCGCAACCAAAUGCUGGUCAUUUAGCCAUUGCUGAAUAUGAAGCCAGGCAUGGGACAGAUAAAAAAAUAACAGUGAUCACACAAAAUGUUGAUGGGUUACAUGCUAGAGCUGGAACUAAUGACUUGAUCGAACUCCAUGGAAAUCUAUUUAAGACAAGGUGUACUAAAUGUAAAGAGGUCUUGGCCAACAAUGAUAGUCCAAUUUGUGAAGCUUUAGCAGGCAGAGGAGCUCCAGAUUUAAAUGUAAGAGGUUCAGAUAUUCCAAUCAGCUCUCUACCACACUGCCAGAAACCUGAAUGUGGUGGUCUACUGAGACCACACAUAGUAUGGUUUGGAGAAAAUUUAAAUCCUGCUGUGUUGGAGAAAGCCAAAACAGCAAUGUCAACCUGUGAUGUAUGUUUAGUAGUGGGUACAUCAUCAGUAGUGUAUCCAGCGGCCAUGUUUGCACCAGAAGCAGCUGCUCGAGGAGCUAUCGUAGCCGAGUUUAACUUGGAACCCACUCCUGCAACCUCGGAAUUCCACUUCUACUUCCAAGGACCUUGUGGCACUACACUGCCACAAGCUUUGGCAGAAUAA